AUGGUUGAAGUGUUGCUUAAGCACGGAGCAGAUGUCAACACUGUGGGUGGCAUGUUCAACACUGCACUCCAGGCGGCCUCUUACCAAGGCCAUUAUCACCUUGUUGACCUCCUGUUGAGUAAAGGGGCAGAUGUGAACGCCUCCGGGGGUAAAUCUGGCAAUGCACUGCAGGCAGCAUGCUCUCAAGCUUGCGAAAAGGUCAUCGAAUUGCUUUUGAGCCACAACGCUAAAGUGACCUCCCUGAACCACCUGAAUCGUAUCAAAGACCCCGCGCUGAAGGAAAAACUUCGUGUCGCAUAUUUGGCAAACCAGGAAAAUAUAUCCAUCCCUGUUCAACCUAUUCAAAUUACGCAGGAGAGCUGA
Psilocybe cubensis is the source of this 363-nucleotide messenger RNA. RefSeq lists its product as uncharacterized. Gene Ontology annotation, cellular component: cytoplasm; nucleus. The record is from RefSeq and is a predicted model, not a curated record. NCBI's taxonomy places the organism in Eukaryota, Fungi, Basidiomycota, Agaricomycetes, Agaricales, Agrocybaceae. Gene Ontology annotation, molecular function: protein binding. The coding region runs from base 1 to 363 and encodes 120 amino acids. The transcript is spliced from 2 exons.